AGGAGGGACAGAUCCGUAAAUUAGGAUCUUCUUCCCAUCACGCUCCACAACCACAUCCACAAUUCUCUGCAAAAAAUCACCACAAUCUUUGCCUUUGCUUCGUGCUGCCAAAAUCGAACAAUUUAAAGCAACUUACCGCACGACAACAUUGAAAUGGAUGGGCAUGAUUCUGAAGAUCCAAAGCAGAGUACUGCUGAUAUGACAGCUUUUGUACAGAAUUUACUCCAGCAGAUGCAAUCCAGGUUCCAGACAAUGUCAGAUUCCAUCAUUACAAAGAUUGACGAAAUGGGCAGCAGGAUAGAUGAGUUGGAGCAGAGCAUCAAUGAUCUGAGAGCUGAAAUGGGGGUAGAAGGCUCUCCAUCUCCUUCAGCCCCUCCCAAGGUGAAAGACGAACCCAAGUCAGAGGAAUGAUUCAACCUAAGUUCACUAACAAAAUGGCAUGGUGGUUUAGACAAAUAUGUCUUCUAUAGAGUUUUCUUCUGUGUGCUUUUAGCAAGUUUCAAUGUAAUGCCAAUAUGUCAUAUUUCAGGGUUACGCAUUUGAAGGGACGCUUAACUAGCGCCAUACCCUUUUUGAUUACUGAUGCACUUCCCUUUUCUUUACUUGUUUUUUUUCUUUUUUCCUCGAGUUGAUGUGAAUGUUUGCACUACAAGAGCAUCAAAGGUCAUUGCUUUUGAGGUUGUUUGCCACUUCUAUUAUAUGAUUUUAUAAAAGAAAUAGUUAAAUUUGUCUGA
Molecule: messenger RNA, 734 nt
Organism: Ricinus communis (castor bean)
Lineage: Eukaryota; Viridiplantae; Streptophyta; Magnoliopsida; Malpighiales; Euphorbiaceae
Product: heat shock factor-binding protein
Exons: 5
Coding region: 154-411 (85 amino acids)
Biological process (GO): cellular heat acclimation
Cellular component (GO): nucleus; cytosol
Molecular function (GO): transcription corepressor activity
Source: RefSeq, a predicted model, not a curated record